AUGGAGUCCGGCCGCGCAGUGUUCCCGGAGGGGAAGCAAGCCAAGUUUGAAGGCUUGGGGUACUCGCCAGCAGUGGCAUGUGGCCCUUUCCUGUAUGUGGCGGGCCAGGUAGGUGUGGGAGAGACCGGCGUCGUGGUAGAUCCAGAGGCGCAAUUUCGGCUGGCCUUCGAGAAGGUUUUCGCCCUGUGCCGCGAGGCGGGAUUCUCCGUUCCCGGUGACUUGGUGGAGGUCAAGACAUUUCACGUGGACAUGGCGGAGCAUGAGGCGACCUUCUUCAAAGUCAAGAAGGAGUUCUUCCCUGCGCCACCGUAUCCGGCCUUCACGGGAUUGAUUGAGGUCAAGAAGCUUGGUAUGACAGGUCUCGGCCCUGUGUGGUCGCCUGCCACGCCAGACAGCGGGCAUGUCGGCUCAGGAGCGUUUCAAUGGCCAGUGGCUCUAGUGGCCGAGGAUCUGUCCAGCAGUUUGUGGGCGGUGGCCACUCUUGCAGAACUGCCGAAGGUGCUGCCGGCCGCGGCCGCCCUGGCCUCGCAGGUUCGGGCCAAGGCCGCGGAGCUCAGCGCGCAGGACGUGUCGAACUGCCUCUGGGCCGCCGCGCGGCCGCAGGAAAAGGUGCUGGACACUGUGGGCAUGCUGGCAGCGGAGAUUCCUCACAAGGUGGGGCAGAUGACUCCCCAAAGCCUGGCCAGCUGCCUCUGGGCAGCCGCGCGGCUCCGUGGCCCCGCACCCCAGGUGCUUUCAGCUGUGGAGGCCCUGGCGCAGGGCGUUCCGGGACAGGUGGGCAACUUCAGCAGCCAAGACCUGGCAAACUGCCUCUGGGCCUCUGCGCACCUGCGAGCCGCUGCGCCCCAGGUGCUCCAAGCAGUUCCCGCCAUGACUGGGCAUGUGGAGCGAGUAGCUCCCAGGAUGACACCCCAGCAUCUGGCGAAAUGCCUCUGGGCUGCGGCCAACCUCCAAGACUCGUCUCCGAAGGUGCUGCAGAUUGUGGACGUGCUGGCAAAGCGCAUUCCAGAGAAGGUCGCCGAGUUCAACGCCCAGGAGCUAUCGAGCUGCCUCUGGGCAGCUGCAAACCUCCAAGAAGCCGCGCCAGCGGUGCUCGAGGCGGUGCCCGCCCUGGGAGCGGCCGUGUCUGCGCGAGGGCGCGAGAUGAACCCCCAGGACCUAUCGAUCAGCCUUUGGGCGGCAGCAAAUCUCCAGGCCGCUGUGCCCGAGGUGCUCGAGGUGGUGCCGGCCAUCUCGCGUCAAAUUCCUUCCCGGGCGGAGGAGUUCAACUCACAGGAGUUAUCGAACUGCCUCUGGGCGGCCUCGAUCUUGAAGUACGCAACUCCGGAGGUGCUGAAGGCCGUCCCAGCCCUCGCCGAGCAGAUCCCGGAAAAGGUGCACGUCAUGAUCCCACAGGACUUGGCAAACUGCCUGGUGGCCACAGAGUACUUGAAGUAUGCAGCCCCAGAAAUCAUGAAAGCCCUGCCGGCCAUCGAAGAGAACGAUGCGGCCACCCUCGUGAGGCUGCUCUCAGACAUCUGCCGCAGGGAUAUCAGGGUCAAGUAG
Molecule: messenger RNA, 1545 nt
Organism: Symbiodinium natans
Lineage: Eukaryota; Dinophyceae; Suessiales; Symbiodiniaceae
Source: the annotation of a GenBank genome assembly